Amphibalanus amphitrite is the source of this 1599-nucleotide messenger RNA. RefSeq names its product homeodomain-only protein-like. NCBI's taxonomy places the organism in Eukaryota, Metazoa, Arthropoda, Thecostraca, Balanomorpha, Balanidae. The transcript is spliced from 3 exons. Gene Ontology annotation, molecular function: DNA binding. Bases 105 to 434 code for a protein of 109 amino acids. The record is from RefSeq and is a predicted model, not a curated record.
GCAGUGGUGUGCGGGGCACGGAACUGACGACACGUUAGUGCGGUCUUGGCGCUCGGUUCGUUUGCAGCAAGGAGCAACUGUCUCGACCCUCCGUCGUCAGAACCAUGGAGCACAUGAGGAGGUCGGUGCCGGGCGGCUGGGAGCGGUACAGCAACAGCCCCUCUCCGCCCCGCUUCUCUCCCGGCCAGCUGUCUCCGGUAUCCCCGCAGCUGUCGCCGUCGCGCGAGCUGCCGCCGCUCUCCGAGAGCCAGCAGGCUGCCCUGGAGGAGAGUUUCCGUGCCAACCGUAACCCGCACGACAGUGACCUGAUGCUGCUGGCUGUCGAACAGGGCGUGGACGAGGCACAGAUCCGGCGCUGGUUCAGCCAUCGUCUGGCCUGUUGGAGACAGGAGCAAGGUCUGGAGCCCAACGGCCGACGGGUCGACAUGAUGUGAGCGCCGCCUGGUGGUGACCUCAACAACUACACCCCGGUGACUGGAACGGGGACAUGUGUCGCCUAUGACGGUGGCCCGUCGCGAUCAACAGGCGCGGCAAAAGAGAGACAUUGGCACUAACUGACCGCGACUGACCGCGCCGUCUGUGUUUGUUUGUCAUUCACGCGAAUAGUCUACGAUCUGAAGAAUCCUCUCAAGAUGGAGGAACGAUGGCAUGCCUCGCACCGGAGGCGCUAGUCUAGCAGCUCGUGGCGCGAGCUGGACCUUAUCCGUGGGAAGAAUCCUCCACAAGGCGCAGCUGAGUUUGUUGGCUGACCUCUAAAGACGUUGGGUUGGACGUCUGGGUCCGAUGGCAGAUCCCAAGGGCCCGGUCUUGGGGCGAUACAGGGGGAAGGGGCGGUACGAGGGGCAGUGUGAAGGGUGGCCUGUAAGACAGGCCAGGGUCACGACGGCUCGGCGAGCCACGAAAAAAACACGCGGCGUUGCGUCACGAUGUAGACAGCGCCGUGAUUACCGACCACGCGCCGUGAUUACCGCAGGAGAGCCGUGGUUUUCAUGUCGUGCGCCGUUAGGGUAAACGUUGCGCUGUAUGGAAUUUCAGCACUGUUUUAUUGUGUGUCGCGUUUCGUUGGAUCUGACUUCUGUUCGAACGAAAGUGGGUGAGAAGGGUAGAACAAUAGAACAUUAGGUCACGCUGCAUACAAAUUAUAUUGGCAAGUGAGAAAACAUGUCGCCUUUUGCACGCGUGACUGAAGAGUGAUUUGUUGAAUCAUGUGUUUUAGUUGUGUUGAGUGAGUGCUCAUGUUCACAUCGUCAUAGUAUUUUAUGUGUAUUAAAUAGACACCACAACACUACAGCACUAAUGUCAAAUUCCACACUGUGUAUACUCGUCGUCAUAAAUUAGUUCCAUUUAAGAUAUAAACAUUUAUAGAUAAGCUUGUAAAAAUAGCCGUAAGAAUAGCUGACAAGAUCUUUCGCCACUGACUCCCACCAUCGAACCUAAAACGAACAAAGUAAUGCCGACGCGUAUAGACGGAUGUCGUGCUUUUACAUAUAAAGGCACAGAUCGAAUCGUUAAGUAAUGGCUUUAACUGCACGUUUGUGUGCGUGUCUGCGGCGGUGUGUGUAUGUUUGUGACGGGUCGCGAAUACAUGAGUGUCAUCAG